Molecule: messenger RNA, 4714 nt
Organism: Thamnophis sirtalis
Lineage: Eukaryota; Metazoa; Chordata; Lepidosauria; Squamata; Natricidae
Source: RefSeq, a predicted model, not a curated record
AGGCAGAGCGCGGCUGGGAUGCUAUGGAAUGUGACCAGUUGCCUGCAGAGGCCCUCCGACAGGUGAAACUCCAGCGUCACCCCAUCUAUGGAUUCGGCUUUGUGGCCGGAAGUGAGAGACCGGUGGUAGUUCGCUCGGUGACCUCAGGAGGGCCAUCUGAGGAUAAGCUGUUGGCAGGUGACCAAAUAUUGGCCAUAAAUCAUGAAGAUGUAAGUGACGCCCCCCGAGAGAGAGUUAUAGAACUGGUCAGAGGCGCCCAGGAGGCUCUCAUCCUUACGGUGCUACAGACUCACCAGCCCUGUUUCUCUCUCUGUCUCUCUGUCUGUCUCUCUCUCCAGGAUGUGAUGACGACCCUCCAGGACCGGCUGUCCCUGAGGCAGAUCGAGCAUUUCUCCCUCGUCCUGGAAUACUCCAGCCCUGAACAGAGUCACAAGUUCCUUCUCCUGCAGGACAAGCAGCCCCUGGCCCACGUGGUGCAGAGGACCCACUACCAAGGAAUGCGAUGCCUCUUCCGCGUCAGUUUCUUCCCCAAAGACCCCGUGGAGCUGCUGCGAAGGGACCCCGCAGCCUUUGAGUACCUGUAUAUCCAGAGUCGCAACGAUGUGAUCAGGGAGCGAUUUGGGAUGGAGCCCAAGCCAGAAAUGCUGUUCGGCCUGACCGCCCUGCACAUUUACAUCACCGUUUCAGCCACACGGCCCAGCCAGAAAGUCUCCCUCAAAAACGUGGAGAAAGAAUGGGGCCUGGAGCCUUUCCUGCCUCCCUCGCUGUUGCAAGGGAUCAAAGAAAAGAGCCUUCGGAAGGCCCUCUCUCAGCAGCUGAAGGCCCACCAGAACCAGCCCCCCUGGGGCACCAAGAUCACCACCACCCAAGCGAAGCUCCACUACCUGCGCAUCCUGAACGAGCUGCCAACCUUUGCCGGUGUCCUGUUCAGCACUGUGGGACUGGACGAGAAAGAGCCAGCCACCACCCUCCUGGUGGGGCCCCGCCAUGGCAUCAGCCACGUCAUUGACCUGAAGACAAACCUCACCACCGUGCUGUCCGAGUUCAGCAAAGUCAGCAAGAUCCAGCUCUUCCGGGAGAACCAGGGGGUGGCCCGGGUGGAAACCAGCAUCCUGGAUGCCAAGCCUCUGGUGCUGCUGAUGGAAUGGCCGGAGGCCACCAACUUCACCUGCCUCAUCGCUGGCUACUGCCGCCUGCUGGUGGACUCCAAGCGGACAAUCCUCUCCCGACACCCCAGUCACCCACCACCGCUUCCACUGACCAAGGCAGACAGCAGCCCGUUCCUCGUCCGUCAGCCUCUGGCACCAGCAGGGCACCUGGCUAAGAAGGAGAGCAGGCUCCUGGGAGGCCCUGUCCCCAGCCCCAGAGGGGGCAGCCCUCCAGACCCCCUGGGCUCGGAGCUCCUCAGCUUUUGCUACCUGCACCUGCGGGAGCACAAGGAGCGCAAGAGCGGGACUGACGUCAAUGAAAACCUGAUCCUCUUCGAGGAGUCCCGGCCCCGGACCAAAUCAGACCCCACCUCAGAGAGCUCCGGGCGAGAGGACGGCGAGCCCCACGGCCCAGACCAGGAGCGCUGGGCCAACAGAGCCAGGGCGUACACCCUGGACAGCCAGCAGGGCAGCCAGCCCCAGCAGCUGUACUGUGACUCCUGCAAGGCCAAAGUCAAGCGCAAGCAGCCGGCCCCUCACCGAGGCAGCAAUCCCGGCUCCACCCAGGACAACGUGGUGGACCUGACCUCCCUCCCCCCUCCAGGGAGUGAUGAGGAGGAGGAUGAAACCACCUCCCUUCUCCCCAUCACCGCACCGCCUCCCGGCUUCCAAGACAACAGCUCUGACGAGGACGACUCGAAACGUCGGGCGGCAGCAGCUGCUGCCAUGGCCAAAGGGCAAGAGCCAGGACGCCAGUUCUGUGGCCUCCUGUACGAGGAGAUUCCCGUGACGCUGAUAGAUAGCAUGCAGACACGGACUGUCCGAGAUCACGCCCAGGACCUGGACGAUGCUCUGGUCUCCACACUGCAGGCCCUGGAAGCGUUGGCGGCCUCAGAAGAUGGCGCACACCCUCAGCCGCAGCAGACGGCAGGACUCAUCCUUCUGGCCGCCAUCACCCCCGAGUCAUCGAUGGACUCCGGCCACGAAACCAACCCCUCCGAGAUCCCCCACGUCCCCGAGAUUCUCGCCGCUGUGCAGCAACGUCAGAACGCCGCCUUCUUCCUGACUCAGCAGCUCAGCAAGGAAGGCCUCUUGGCCCGGAAGGACCUUCCUUUACGCAUCCAGACUUCUCGGUAUCGAGAGCCGGACCAGAUCUCCGAUGCCACCUGCGCUACAAACACGCGAGAUACGGAGAAAGGCUGUGCCCAGCCCUCGCCUUCUCAGCAGUUCAAUGAGCCCAAUGCCAAAGGGGAAGGGCCCGAGCCCAAAGGUUCCUUCCCCUGCGGGGCAGCUGAGGCCCCACACACCACGGCUGUCCCGGUCCUGGGAAACAGCCACCCAGAGAGUGGGCGGCAGGACCAGAGAGCAGCCCCCAUCCUUGUCGCCUCAAGUCUGCAGCCAGUUGGCCCCAAAGCUUCCCUUUCUGCAGCAUUCUCGCCAACUGAAGGCAGCGCUCCCCCCUGGGGUCCUGACCGCAGGCAGCUGUCUGGUCCCCAGCCCUGCUCUGCGGGCCGGCUCUCCCCCAGCCUUCCCUGCUCUCAAAAGCAGCCAAGCGGCGAAGUCUUCCAGCAGAACCCAGGACGCCCAGGCAGCCCCACGGAGGUGGCCUCCCCUCCCCUGCGAGCAACAGCAGCAGAAGAGGAGAAGCAGGCGGCCCAGACAAAGGGAAGGCCAGAGGGGGCAGAGGAACUCCUGUGUCAGGAAGAGGGUGGCAGACCACCUGGCCAGAGGGAGACGCUCCUCAGCCAGGAGGAAAAGGGACAGCAUGAAGCGGGUGCCAGCAGCCGCAGCGCCCCGAGGCCUCCGCCCUGCAAGAGCCCACAGGCCUUCAGUAGUCCCGGAGGGGAGACUCUGAAGGGGAAGUUCCCCGCAGGUGCUCAGACCGGAAGCCUGCCCUCCACUUCCCUGCUUUUAAAAAGGUCUGAAAAGGCGCUGGCCAUUGCAGCACCAGACUCGGAUCUCCCGGCUAAGCCGAAAGUACCCAAAGCAUCAUUCCGGUUCAAGAACCUCAUUUCUGCCACUUUCCCAACACGACUCAAGAGAGAGACCGACGAGCGGCAAGCUCAGCUGCAGAAAGUGAGGCAGUACGAGCUUGAAUUCCUAGAAGAGCUGCUGAAGCCAAAGACCAGGAGGGAGCCCGCCUCUCCAGACCGCCUGGACCCCUUGGCCACGGGGCGCUGCGCCUGCCAGGUCCGAACCAGCCCUGUACAGACUGUGCCAGGGAUGUCCAGGGAACAGAGGCGGAGUUGUGACUGCAAGCGGCUCAGCCGUGGCACCAGGCCCCUGCCCAGCCAGUCCGCAGCAUCAGGCCUGGAGAGGCCGAGCAGGGGCAGAGAGCCGCAGCAAGCAGAAGGGCCAGGAAAGUCCUCUGCUGGAGCCCUUCCAAAGGGCAGCCGGGUCAGGUCCACCAGCCUGGAAUCGCGGGAUUGCCGGUCUGACCCUGAAAACAGCCUGUCGUGCCUGACCACGUGUGCCUCUCCGGGGGAGUGCGUAGGAGCACCCCACUACAAGAAGUUGAUGCGGCGCUACAGCGUCAGCGAAGUUGAAAAGAUGGAACAAACGUCUCCAGGUUCUCCAGGCUACCUGAGCCAUUACCUGCACAAGCAGUGGGAGGCCACCGCCCAAGACCCUGCCCCGAAAGGCAAAAUGCAGGACCCCCACCUCACGGUGGCAGAACCCUCUUAUGUUCAAGUGGCUGAGAAGAGCCAGAAAGGUGGUGCUGUGCUUCCUUUUCAGGAGGACAUCUAUCCGAGCCCCCACAAACUGCCAGAGGAGGAUGGAGACGGGGAGAGGUGCUGCUCCUUCCGGUACUGCUUCUACUACAGGAAGUGCGACAUGACCGAUGACGGGAGUGAAAAGGAUGAGCUUUCUUACGCCAUUCCCAUGCCAAUCCUCCCAGAAGGGAAGAUCAGCCACCAGGCCAUCCCAGUGGUCAGCAGAACUCUCCAGGUUCUGGAUGCCAGCGUCUGCAGCACUCCAGACAACCAGACCCAGGAGAUAGACCUGCGGACCUCCUCCUUUGAGGGCAGCCUGGCCAAGAUCCACGCCCUGAAGGGCCGUACCUACACCUGGCCCAACGGAUUCCUGGCUGUGCAGCUGGACACCAGUGAACUCUUGACCAUCCUUCGGCAGUGCAUCAUGAGCCCCCAGGCCCAGGAAGGCAAGUCGUAUCUCCCUCAGUUGACCGAGUACAAGCAAGAGUUGGCCCUUAAGUUCAAGGACUUCCGGGCCUCCUGCCGCCGAGUUGCCGCGGUCAACAAGAGCCCAACCCACAUGCUGUCGGCAGUGAGUGGCAGCUUCCAGGUCCUGGGAAGCUUGAUGGAGACCUUUGUGCGGCUGGUGAAGGUGGUGCGCUCGGGGUCGCAGCGUCAGGCGCUCUUGGCCCAAGUGGAAGAGAUUGUGAGGAACUACACACUCUUGCUGAGAGCUGCCGAGGAGUCCACCGCCCGAACCGGCCACCGAGGGGACCAGGAAGCCGAGCAGCCGAGCCACCAAUCUGCGGCCUCCAUGGUGAACUCUCUCACACGGUCCUGGAAGGCGCUGAUGAACAAGUAAAUGGGUGUCUG